Messenger RNA from Cuscuta campestris, 1519 nucleotides. The record is from the annotation of a GenBank genome assembly. NCBI's taxonomy places the organism in Eukaryota, Viridiplantae, Streptophyta, Magnoliopsida, Solanales, Convolvulaceae.
GUGUAUUGGAUAGUGUGUAAAAAUGAAAGUGGACAAAUACAAGUAGUUGCUUACGUUAGGGAGGAAAGAGAAAAAUAGAGAUAGUAUUUGCACCCUUUCACCACUCGAGUGGUGUUGAGCUAUGAGCGAUGAUACCAUUGGAGUGCAGAGUAGGAGAAGAGGGAGGGAGGAGGGGCCUGGCGCGCGGAGGGGACCGGUUGGAGAAAAUGAUGAUGGCCCCUGAGGCGCACAAACCAGACAGCCUUUCAAUCAAUCUGCAUUUUUCACUGUCAAGAAACUCCCAAGAUUCACUUUUUUUUCCCCAAAAAAAGAAAGAAAGAAGACAUGGAUGCCACUACCCUCGAAUUGAUGGAUGGCACCGGAGGAGGAGGAACUGUGGGUUCUGGGAAUUCAAUGUCGACUGUGUCUGAAUCCUAUUCUUCUCACCCGGAGGAGGACUCCGAUCUGGAAUUGGGUCUUGGCCUCAGUCUUGGCGGCGGCGGUGGUGGGUUGAAGAAGUCAAAGAUUGCUGCUUGGGGCCAAUGCCCCGCCGGGAGGAAUAGGAUAUUGACGGCGGAGGAUUUUCCCUCCGGCGGAUUUUCCAAGUCUUCUUCGUCGUCUUCCUCCGGUUCCUCUGCAACUAAAGGUAACAAUGCUUCAUGUGGGUCCAAGAGAGCUGCCGAGUCUUCUUGUUCCCCUCCCCGUGCUGCUCUCAGUCAGGUUGUGGGGUGGCCGCCUAUCAGAGCAUAUAGGAUCAACAGUCUAGUCAGCCAGGCAAAACCCUUAGCCGUUGAAGAAGAUUUCUCUGAGAAAUGCCAAAACAAAGUCCACGCCGUGGACAUAAACACAUCUGAUGCCAACAAGAGUUCCUUUUUUGUGAAGGUCAACAUGGAUGGAGUUAUGAUUGGGAGGAAAGUUGACCUCGCCGCUCAUUCCAACUACAACAGCUUGGCUCGCACGCUGGAUGACAUGUUCUUCAUCAAAACCACCGGUGCCGAAUAUUUAAUCCCCGAAGAGAAAAAGGCCACAACAGAAGAAGCUCCGGGGUUGUUGGAUGGAUCAUCUGAAUUUGUGCUAACUUAUGAAGAUAAAGAAGGGGAUUGGAUGCUUGUUGGAGAUGUUCCAUGGGAGAUAUUUGUAUGCUCGGUGAAGAGGUUGAGGAUCGCGAGAAAAUCAGAGGCCAACGGGCUGGGUCCAAGUUUGUGCCAUGAAAGGAAUGGGGGAGAGGCAUGAAUAAAAUGUGCAACAACUGAUUGAUUGACUCACACUUGAUGAAGGAUACCUACCCUUUUUUUUCCUUGAAAUCUCACGGCGUCUCUUCUAUUUGAUUGUUAAUUUUUUUAACGCGCUUUUUCUCUCUUAAUUUAUACAUUUCCACGCUAUGUUUACCCCCCUAGCGUUGGGGGGAAUAUACGAAUCCUCAGACAUCAUAUGGAUGAACACAUGAUGGGAGUAUUUUUAGUGUGUUUUGCCAAGUGUUAUUGUAAAGUUUUUGGGGUUAAGAACAGUAUGAAAAGAGGAAUGAAUGAAUGCUGUUUUG